CAAAACUCUAUAAAUAUAGCUCAGCUAAGAUUACAUUCUCACCAAGCAAAAACUCAAAACUUCACCAUCUUUAGGAGUAGCAUCAAUAUUCAAGAUGGUUCUCCAAACUCAACUUGGGUUGAACAAGCACCAAUCCUACGCUCACGAGCAAAACUGCUAUUCCGACAGCAGCAUUGGCGGCUCUAUGCAAAUGACAAGGCCUUCGGACUAUUCCACCAUGCCAUAUGGUCAGUCCACUCACAAUCACAUGAUGAUGGGUCAUGGUGGCCAACACCAUAGCGGUCAUGGCCAUGGCGGACAUUAUGGUAGUCAUGGACAUCACGGGUCGCAUAUGCCCCAUGACUCCACCAACUUUUCAAGCAACACCAGUAUGGUCCAUAAUGAUGGUGGCUAUGGUAGUGGAAUGCAACAAUCUGCCCAUAUGUCGUCAGCCAUGGGCAUGGGGUCGACGAAUUAUCAUGGUCAUGGUUACGGUGGCAACCACCCUAGUCAGUACGGCCAGAGCCAGAAGUUCAACUGGGCUCUUAAGGAUUUGGAGGAAUAAAUUUACGACAAAUUUGAUGAUAUCAUGUAUGGUGAAAGUAUGUGUGUCUUUUGGUAGUGUCUUUGGCUAUUUAUAUAUAGCAUAAAGAACUACUACCUAAAUAAGUAAUGUAAUAAACGAUCUGCUGCUUUACUUGAAUAUCUAUGUAUCUGCUUUAUCAUUACUAAAAUGAUGAAUAAUUAUAAGUAUGUUUAUCACUGAAA
This is a messenger RNA of Nicotiana attenuata, 747 nucleotides long. Its product is annotated as holotricin-3-like. Lineage: Eukaryota; Viridiplantae; Streptophyta; Magnoliopsida; Solanales; Solanaceae. The record is from RefSeq and is a predicted model, not a curated record. The transcript has a single exon. The coding region runs from base 95 to 544 and encodes 149 amino acids.